GGCGCGGGAGCGCGCACCGGCAGGAGGGCGGAGCGGCUGCGAGGGGCGGCUGGAGGCCGGCUGCUGAGAGCGUAGAGCGGGCCACCUGCGGGGCUGGCUGGCUUUCUCUUUCUGCCGACCCAUCCCCGUCCCUCCCCCCCGUCCCUCCCGCAACCAGUUGGAGUUCGGGAGCGCGCUGCCUAGCGCGCACACCGGCUCGCAUCCACACACGCCAGAGCGCGCGAUCAUCAGUGCUGCAGCCCCGGCAGGGCACACGGAGCGGCUGCAGUUUCCCCAGGGUCCAGGGGGAAAGCAGAGCCGCCUUGCCUCGCAGAGAGCCUGGUGCCCGCCGGCCCCCUAGGGUAUUAAGCCCAGCAGACUGCUCCCUUCCAUCGGAUGUUGUGUGAGUGAACGUGAAGACUUCGGAAAUGCACUGGAAUGCUUGUGGAUUCUUCUGAAACCUUCUAAGCCUGACUCUGAGGACCCAGCUGGACGAUGCCGUCUGAACACUGCCUCAGGAUUCAAGAAAUGCUGACGGGCCAGAGGCUCUGCCACUCAGAAUCUCACAAUGACACUGUCCUCGCAGCCCUGAAUCAGCAAAGAAGUGAUGGCAUUCUCUGCGAUGUGACCCUGAUCGCUGAGGAACAGAAAUUCCACGCUCACAAGGCAGUCCUAGCGGCCUGCAGUGACUAUUUCCGGGCAAUGUUCAGUCUUUGUAUGGUGGAAAGUGGAGCCGAUGAAGUAAAUUUACAUGGCGUGACCAGCCUGGGCUUAAAGCAGGCUCUGGAGUUUGCAUACACAGGACAGAUUUUGUUGGAGCCAGGAGUGAUCCAGGAUGUGCUAGCAGCUGGCAGUCAUCUACAGCUGUUGGAACUUCUCAAUUUGUGUUCCCACUAUCUCAUCCAGGAACUAAAUAGCUUUAAUUACUUGGAUCUGUACAGACUUGCUGACCUCUUUCACCUCACUUUGUUGGAAAAGGCAGUGAUUGAUUUCCUUGUGAAGCAUCUCUCAGAGCUCCUGAAGAGCCGCCCAGAGGAUGUUCUUAUGCUGCCCUACUGCCUGCUUCAGGAGGUGCUGAAGAGUGACCGCCUGACCUCCCUGAGUGAGGAACAGAUCUGGCAGCUAGCUGUGAGGUGGCUGGAGCACAACUGCCAUUACCAGCAUCUGGACGAGCUCCUGCAGUACAUCCGCUUUGGCCUAAUGGAUGUGGAUACGCUCCACACGGUUGCCCUAUCCCACCCCCUGGUCCAGGCAAGCGAGACGGCAACAGCCCUUGUCAACGAGGCCCUGGAAUACCACCAAAGCAUCUAUGCACAGCCCGUGUGGCAGACCCGCAGGACAAAACCGCGAUUCCAGUCAGAUACUCUCUAUAUUAUUGGUGGGAAAAAGCGUGAGGUUUGCAAAGUCAAGGAACUUCGGUACUUCAAUCCUGUGGACCAGGAGAAUGCUCUCAUAGCCGCCAUUGCCAACUGGAGUGAGCUGGCUCCCAUGCCGGUGGGAAGGAGCCAUCACUGUGUGGCAGUCAUGGGGGACUUCUUGUUUGUAGCAGGAGGGGAAGUGGAACAUGCCAGUGGCCGGACAUGUGCCGUGAGGACUGCCUGUCGCUACGACCCCCGCAGUAAUUCCUGGGCGGAGAUAGCACCCAUGAAAAACUGCCGGGAACAUUUUGUGCUGGGUGCCAUGGAUGAAUACCUCUAUGCAGUAGGGGGCAGAAACGAACUGCGCCAAGUUCUACCUACAGUUGAACGAUACUGCCCCAAGAAGAACAAGUGGACUUUUGUGCAGCCCUUUGACAGAUCCCUCUCGUGUCACGCUGGAUAUGUGGCUGAUGGUCUUCUUUGGAUAUCAGGUGGAGUGACAAACACAGCACAGUAUCAGAACAGACUGAUGGUAUAUGAACCUAACCAGAAUAAGUGGAUAAGUCGAAGCCCCAUGCUACAGAGAAGGGUCUACCACUCCAUGGCUGCUGUCCAGAGGAAGCUUUAUGUUCUUGGAGGCAAUGAUCUAGAUUACAAUAAUGACCGGAUCCUUGUACGUCACAUAGACUCUUACAACAUUGACACUGAUCAGUGGACACGCUGUAAUUUCAACCUGUUGACUGGCCAGAAUGAAUCUGGAGUUGCUGUCCAUAAUGGGAGAAUAUAUUUAGUUGGUGGAUAUUCAAUUUGGACAAAUGAGCCUCUGGCUUGUAUCCAGGUAUUGGAUGUAAGCAGAGAAGGCAAAGAGGAGGUGUUCUACGGACCUACACUUCCCUUUGCUUCGAAUGGAAUAGCAGCAUGUUUCCUUCCGGCUCCGUAUUUCACGUGCCCCAACCUUCAGACUCUGCAAGUGCCUCACCACCGGAUCGGCACUGUCUGAUGAGCCAGCACUCUGUUAGACAGCACCAACAAAAGACUGAAUGAGACAGAGCACGAACAUCCCCAGUGCUCAAUGCUUCCCUGUCUUUUCUUAUAGGUCUAAAAUUGUGCUAAAUACUAGCAAAAAAUGAAUAAUUUUCUAAAACAUAUUAUGGA
This is a messenger RNA of Mastomys coucha (southern multimammate mouse), 2492 nucleotides long. It is a transcript of the gene Klhl32, whose product is annotated as kelch like family member 32. The transcript has 12 exons. NCBI's taxonomy places the organism in Eukaryota, Metazoa, Chordata, Mammalia, Rodentia, Muridae. The record is from RefSeq and is a predicted model, not a curated record. Gene Ontology annotation, molecular function: protein binding. The coding region runs from base 475 to 2337 and encodes 620 amino acids.